This is a messenger RNA of Helianthus annuus (common sunflower), 2193 nucleotides long. RefSeq lists its product as uncharacterized. The record is from RefSeq and is a predicted model, not a curated record. Lineage: Eukaryota; Viridiplantae; Streptophyta; Magnoliopsida; Asterales; Asteraceae. The transcript is spliced from 2 exons. The coding region runs from base 78 to 2102 and encodes 674 amino acids.
UAUUAAAAUCUCCUUUGAUUUUCUCUCUUAUUUUGUGUCUAUUUCUUCUUCUCAUACUACUUUAUUUUUAUUAGAAAAUGAUGAAAGAAAAUAUGAUGUUAGAACACCAACAUCCAUUUAGUCUUAUAGACUUGUGGUCGGAGCAACUGCGACGUGAAGAAGAGUCUGAAGAAGACGAAGAGGAGAACGAUGAUGUUUUAAUUGCAAACCAAGACUUUCAAUGUUUGUGUUCCAGAUGUGGGGAAGACAUCAAGUGGUAUCAUAGGUAUUACUACUCUUGUUGUCAUUGUAGUGAUUACUUUGUUCAUAAAUUUUGUGCAGAGCUUCCACAAAGAUUGGAAGACGUUUGUGAGGUUGGUCAUGCUCUUGACCUCACCCAAUCGGCAUCCCAUUUGAACUGGAAGGGCGGAUGGACCCGGGAGGACGAUUGGAACUGUAAAAUUUGUGGUAGGUAUCAUAAGUCUGGAGAUUUGUGGUAUCGUUGUGAUCAUUGUAUUUUUCAAUUUGAUGUAAAUUGUGGUACGAAAAUGCUACAAAAAAAUGUCAUACACCAUCCUAGCGACAAACACCCACUAAUUUGCAUCUCAAAACAACUUUUAGCCAAGUGCGAUGCAUGUGGGAAGGAACAUAAGGGGAACUUCUAUCAUUGUUCCAUUUGUCUCUGGUCUAAAAUGAUUCAUAGUGAUUGUGCUUUUCUACCACAAAAGUUGCAAAUCCAACAUACGACGAAUGAUGUCUUCUCCCAUAUCCAUCAUCUCACCCUUGCUUAUUCCUUUCCAGUCGAAGAUCAAAUAUCUAAAAACCUGCCACGGUGUAGGGUAUGUCGUUAUGGGUUUAGUUAUGGAACAAAUGUUUGGAUGUAUAAAUGCGAGAAAUGCAGAUACUAUACCCAUCUAGGUUGCGCAACGUCAAGAAACGAGCCAUUCAUGUCAAUCUUCAAGUCUCCAGGUACAGGCAGUAAAAACUACAAAGAUGAUGAGCAUCCUUAUCUUCUUCAUCUUCCAUUUCCUGAUCCAUCUUACAGCAUACUAAAACACUUGUUUUUUAAGAAAAAAGAAUCAAGUACAUUAGAAAUUUCUAACAAGAUCUACCACAAACCACAAGGUAUUAUUCAUAAACACCCACUAAUUCUAGAGGAUAUCACAAUCCCCACCUCUUCUAGAAUAAAACCAAUAUCCUAUCAUGACCCAAUGAAGAGGAUUCAACUUUUGUGCGACGGCUGUGUCAGACCAAUUACGAGUGGCCCAAUUUACGUGUGUGACAGUGAGGGGCAAUGCAACUUUGUGCUCCACGAGUGGUGCUCCCAGCUACCUGCUGAACUGAAAGACCACCCUGCUCAUCGACAACACACCCUAGUUCUCCAUUCAAAAGCCCCUCCUCGUAAGUUUUUUGGGGUGUUUAGGUGUGGUAUUUGCCGGUUACAUUGUAAUGGAUUUGCCUACUGUUGUAUGGAUUGCAACAACUGCAUCUUUGACGUUCACUGCGCCUUCUUACCAAAAGAAAUCACUCAUACUUCUCACCCAAAUCACCUCCUUUUUAGGGUUCAUCACGGAGCUUGGGAUAAAUGGUGUCGUAUUUGUGGGGGUUAUACAGAUAUGAAUUAUUUUUCUUGCCAUACUUGUAAUGAUUUUCGUCUACACGCCAACUGUGCUUUGUUUAUACCGGAGACAACUUGGAACAAGUGUGACAAGCAUCCUAUGAAGCUGAGUUACUUUCCGAUUGAGAACCAUAAGAGUGACUAUUUUUGUGAAGUUUGCGAGAGAGAACUUAAUCCUGAGGAGGCAUUCUAUCACUGUCAUGAAUGCAUGCAGUCUAUGCAUACAGCUUGUGCUCCUUCAAUACUUCAGUAUGAAACAUAUGACCGAUCUGGUAGAGGCGUUUAUGAGUUUGUAAAUGUGAAGUUUGGGGGCAGAUAUGAGAAUAGUAAAGUGCAUCCACACCCCCUUUCAUUCGUUCAAGGGAUUCAAGACGACGGUGAAUGUGCCGACCAUGAUUAUGAUAAUUACAGUGGCAAAGGUCUCCGGUAUAAUAUGAUCUUUAAGUGUUUAGAUUGUAAAUUUGCAGUUCAUUACGUGUGUUUGCAAUCCAAUGGCUCAAAAUAAAAAUGAAAGAAGUAUACACAUGUUUCUGUUAGUUUUGGUCAUAUAACAUUGAAGGGCAAUCAUAAUAUAUGCACUGAUCGAGUUCAUUAAA